This is a messenger RNA of Rhizopus microsporus ATCC 52813, 2523 nucleotides long. Its product is annotated as chitin synthase 1. The transcript has 7 exons. The coding region runs from base 1 to 2523 and encodes 840 amino acids. Gene Ontology annotation, molecular function: chitin synthase activity. Gene Ontology annotation, cellular component: cell septum; cell periphery. NCBI's taxonomy places the organism in Eukaryota, Fungi, Mucoromycota, Mucoromycetes, Mucorales, Rhizopodaceae. The record is from RefSeq and is a predicted model, not a curated record.
AUGUCUGAAGAAACAUCAACAUUUGGUGAUUGGUUAUCCAGCUGGUUUAAUAUAUCAAAGGAACAAGAAUCAUCAACAAAUCUAUUACAGCAACAACAACAACAAGGAACAAACUAUGCAAGAAAUCAGCAAACUCUAUCCUCACUACGGUCUCAAAAGCAACAAGCAGAACCAUCAAAUAAGCAAAGAGAAAAUAAUCGGCAUAAACUAACACGAUCAGACACAGAAAAAUCGUACCUCGAUGCCCCUAAAUCACAACAAGCAGGAAAUGGACGAAAAAUAACCCGCAGGCUUCCUUUGACCAAUAAUCAUCUAGUCGUCGAUUGCCCAAUACCAGAUAGACUGUUGGGUGCCCUGAAUUUUAGUGAACGUGAUGAAUUUUCCCAACUGAGAUACACUGCAGCUACUUGUGAGCCCGAUGAUUUUGAGACAGAGGGCUAUACGUUACGUCAAAAGAUCUAUAAUAGAGAAACAGAACUGUUUAUUGUUAUGACAAUGUAUAAUGAAGAUGAAGUCUUGUUCACUCGCACUAUGCACGGUGUUAUGAAAAAUAUCGCCCAUUUAUGCAGUUUGAAAAGAAGCCCAAUGUGGGGGCCCGAUGGAUGGAAAAAAGUAGUUGUUUGUAUUGUAGCUGAUGGUAGAAAGGUAGUAAACAAGAGAGUACUCAAUGUCCUUGCAUCUAUGGGAGUAUACCAAGCAGGGAUCGCAAAGAAUGUGGUGGACGAUAAACCUGUCAAGGCACAUAUAUAUGAAUAUACGACACAGAUAUCCAUCGAUCCAAGUAUGAAUAUAAAAGGAUCAGAUAAGGGUAUAGUGCCUGUUCAAGUCAUUUUCUGCUUGAAAGAGAAAAAUGCAAAAAAGAUAAACUCUCAUCGCUGGUUUUUUAACGCAUUUGGUCCUAUUUUACAGCCCAAUGUCUGUAUACUGCUGGACGUUGGCACACGACCCGGAAACAGUAGUAUCUAUCAACUCUGGAAAGUAUUCAACAAUAACCCACUGGUUGGUGGCGCAUGUGGUGAAAUUCGUGCCAUGCUAGGCACUGCUUGCUGUCAAUUACUCAAUCCAUUAGUCGCAGCACAGAAUUUUGAAUACAAAAUGUCAAAUAUCCUGGAUAAGCCACUCGAGAGCGUAUUUGGAUAUAUCAGUGUACUACCUGGUGCAUUUUCUGCUUAUAGAUAUGCAGCACUCAAGAACGAUGCGAAUGGUCAUGGUCCAUUGGAAAAAUACUUUUUAGGUGAAGAUCUUCUUCACAAGGACCAAUCGGGAAAACAAGCAGGUCUAUUUGAAGCCAACAUGUAUCUAGCAGAAGACCGUAUAUUGUGUUUUGAACUCGUUGCUAAAAAAAAUGAACGCUGGUUACUUCAAUACGUCAAUAGUGCUUUUGGUGAAACAGAUGUACCGAAUCAGUUACCAGAGUUUAUCUCUCAAAGAAGACGAUGGCUAAAUGGGUCGUUUUUUGCUGGUGUAUAUGGACUUAUUCACUUUCCAAAGAUUUGGAAUAGUGGACACGGGUUUAAUCGUACACUCCUAUUACUAAUCGAAGGGAUCUACAAUGUGAUUAGUCUUAUAUUUAGUUGGUUUGCUGUGGGAAAUUUUUAUAUUGCAUUCUAUUUCAUCACAAAAAGCUUGGCAGAUCCAAGUGUUGAUCCUUUUGGAAAUGGUUGGGGAGAGCGUAUAUUUGAUUUCUGUAGAUAUGUAUAUGCUUCAUUGCUAUUCAUUGUGUUCAUUUGUUCUAUGGGAAACAGACCACAAGGAUCAAAACAUCUCUUUAUGGCAUGUCUCGUUGGAUUUGCCUGCAUCAUGGUGUACAUGUUAUUUUGUGCUUCAUGGUUAAUAUACAAGGGAAUACAAUUAGCAGCCGAACGACAUCAAUGGACAUUGGAUACAACGACUAAUUUUCAAAUAGCCAUGAAUGAUCCUGGACUUCGAAAUAUGUUGAUCUCAUUAAGCUCUACCUAUGGUAUUUACUUUGUAUCAAGCUGUCUUCAUGGUCAACCGUUCCACAUGUUUACCAGCUUUCUUCCAUACUUGCUACUACUUCCUGGCUAUAUAAACAUUUUAAACAUAUACGCUUUUUGUAAUACGCACGAUGUUAGUUGGGGUACGAAGGGCGAUAAUACAAUUGCUAAAGACUUGGGUAUUGUUAAAGUAUCAGAUGAAAAAGAAAAAGGCGUUAAAACUGCAGAAGUUGAGUUACCAGCUGAUCAGUAUGACAUCAAUUGUCAAUACGAUGCAGCACUCUUUGCACUAGACGAUAGACCUAAUAAAAUGGAGGAAAACAAGAGUACAUUAACCAAGGAUGACUAUCAGCGAGCGUUUAGGACACAUCUAGUGCUAGCAUGGAUAGCUUGUAAUGCAGUUUUGGUCAUAUUCAUUACUGCGCCGUCCUAUGAGUCCAUAUUCGUGCAAUCAGCUGGCACGACAUAUAUGUCUGUCUUACUCUGGGUCAAUUGUGGACUUGGUAUAUUUAGAUUCAUUGGCUCUUGCAUAUUCUUAUUAUUAAAUAUCUUUACUUCCGGUUGA